AUGUUCUCCAUGCAGGACUCCUUGCCCCGAGGAGGGCUCAGCCUGAAAGAGGAGCCGCUCCCUGCCGGCCUCGGCUCGGUGCGCUCCUGGAUGCAGGGCACUGGAAUCUUGGACGCCACCACCGCGGCGCAGAGUGGUGUGGGCCUGGCUCGGGCUCACUUUGAGAAACAGCCACCUUCCAAUCUUCGAAAAUCCAACUUCUUCCACUUUGUGUUGGCCAUGUAUGACCGACAGGGACAGCCGGUGGAGAUCGAACGCACAGCCUUCAUCGACUUUGUGGAAAAAGAGCGGGAACACAGUGGAGAGAAAACCAACAAUGGCAUCCAUUACCGUCUACAGCUUCUGUACAGCAAUGGAAUCCGCACCGAACAAGACCUGUAUGUUCGACUUAUUGAUUCCAUGUCUAAGCAGGCCAUCAUCUACGAAGGGCAGGACAAGAACCCGGAGAUGUGCCGUGUCCUCCUUACCCACGAGAUCAUGUGCAGUCGCUGCUGUGACAAGAAGAGUUGUGGCAACCGAAACGAGACACCAUCCGAUCCCGUCAUUAUAGACAGGUUUUUCCUCAAGUUUUUCCUCAAAUGCAACCAGAACUGCCUAAAGAAUGCGGGCAAUCCCAGAGACAUGAGGCGCUUCCAGGUGGUGGUCUCCACGACCGUGAGUGUGGAUGGGCACGUGCUCGCCGUGUCCGACAACAUGUUUGUUCACAACAACUCCAAGCAUGGCCGCCGGGCCCGCCGCCUUGACCCUUCCGAAGCAGCCACCCCCUGCAUCAAGGCCAUCAGCCCCAGCGAGGGCUGGACCACGGGGGGAGCCACCGUCAUCGUCAUCGGGGACAACUUCUUCGACGGGCUCCAGGUCGUCUUUGGAACGAUGCUGGUGUGGAGUGAGCUGAUCACGCCCCACGCCAUCCGGGUGCAGACCCCACCGAGGCACAUCCCUGGGGUGGUGGAGGUGACCCUCUCCUACAAAUCCAAGCAGUUCUGCAAAGGGGCCCCUGGCCGCUUCGUCUACACGGCUCUCAAUGAGCCAACCAUCGACUACGGCUUCCAGAGGCUGCAGAAGGUGAUACCACGACAUCCUGGAGACCCUGAGCGGCUUCCUAAGGAAGUGCUAUUGAAAAGGGCAGCUGACCUGGUGGAGGCUCUGUAUGGGAUGCCGCAUAGUAACCAGGAUCUCAUCAUAAAGCGGGCAGCGGACAUUGCAGAAGCACUCUACAGCGUCCCACGCACCCCCUCCCAACUCGGCUCCCUGGCCCCGGGCCAUCCCCACACAGCCAUGAUGGGGAUCAACUCCUUUGGGAGCCAGCUGGCGGUCAACAUUGGAGACUCCACCCAGGGGGCUGAACAAGGUUAUUCCCGGAAUACCAGCAGUGUGUCUCCACGGGGCUACGUGCCUAGCUCCACUCCCCAGCAGAGCAGCUACAGCAGCAUCACCUCCAGCAUCAACGGCUACGGAGCCACAGGCAUGGCUGGCCUGGGGGUACCCAGCUCCCCCAGCUUUCUCAACGGCUCCACUGCAAAUUCACCCUAUGCUAUCAUGCCCUCCAGCCCUCCGCUGGCCGCAGCCUCCUCCAUCUCCCUCCCGGCCGCUGCCCCCACCACCAGCGUCUUCUCCUUCUCGCCGGUCAACAUGAUCUCUGCGGUCAAGCAGAAGAGCGCCUUCGCCCCUGUGGUGCGCCCGCCCGGCUCCCCGCCCCCCGCCUGCACCAGCACUAAUGGCAGUGCCCUGCAAGACCCAGCUUUUGAGGACUCGGACAAGUUCCAUUCCCCCCCUGGGGCCCUACAGGGACUGGCCUACUCCUAAGCACACCAUGUCUGGACUCCUCAUCCCCCCCAUGUGAGGACUGCACAAGGAGAAAAGCCUGGCCCUUGGAUGCAGCCCCGGGACCAGGCAGGCCAGGGGCCCAAGAUGACCUGGAAGAGGACCUCCUACGGCAGUGGAGAGGCCCCCCGCUGUGCUUUGGACCACUGGGCCCUUCCCCUCCACAGCCCACUCACUCCUCUCCCUUCCAUUCUCAGGACUGGCCCCCAGGAGGCUUCUCUCUUCACAGCACCAUUUUAACUUGGGUGGAUGGAUGUAUAUGUGUGUGUGUGUGUGUGUGUGUGUGUGUGUGUGUGUGUGUGUGUGUGUGUACAUAUGUAUAUGUGUGGUUCUGGGGUUGGCUGAUCCCCCCAUCCUUUUCCCAUUAUAAGCUUGGGGUGGGAGGGGGGUCCCUAGGGAUGGGUUGGGGGGGCAGGGGUUUGGGUGGAAGGUCCUGCCCUCUAGAAUGCUCAGGGAAGACGAUCUGGUGUUUGGGGAGCACUGCCUCCCCUCCCUGGGAGGAUUCCCCACCCUGCCUGCCUCUGGAGAGGGGGGCAUGUGCUGGCUCUGCCUGCCCGCUUCUGGCUGGGAAGUGACCACCAGGGAGGGACUGGGCAGGAGCCACAGAAGAUAGGGGUAGGAACUGGGGUAGAAAUGCAGGUUAGGGGGAGGUGGGGUCAGGGAGGGACUCAUCCCCCAGCGUGGGGCUCUGAGGCAGAAUAGGAGCAUUACUGUAGGAUCCAUCUGUCUGACCACCUUUCCCAGGCCCGGGGCCCAGCAAGCAUCCUCCUCUGCCUGUCUGACCCCACUUCACGCACAAUGCUGGCUCCCUGGCAAAGCCAGGGGCAAAGCCAAGAGUCCAGAUUCUUCCUUCUGAGUUCUGGGGAAAGUCCCCAGCAGCUCUAGGAGAUUUGUCCUUUUAGGCCCAUGGAACAAGGUCCUAGGAGCUGGGGAGUGACCCCCCAAUUCUGAAACUCUACCUGUGCCCUCUCCUACCUCUCCUUGUCUCAGGCUCUCACCCUCCAGCUGGGGGCCACCUGCCUCCCCUUUACCUGCCUCCCCUGGGUUACUCUCAUUGUCUCUGUGCCUCCUUGUCUCUUCUCCUGGUGGCCCUUCCUUCUCCCCAGCCCACCAGCUUCCCUCAUCUCCGAGGGGCCUGUCCUGCCCUCCCCUUUCCCUGGCUGGCAACCAGAGUCUGGCUUUGGUCAUUUCAUCUGGGAGGGGGUUAGGGAGAAAUGAAAUAAUAAA
Sarcophilus harrisii (Tasmanian devil) is the source of this 3048-nucleotide messenger RNA. RefSeq names its product EBF family member 4 (gene EBF4). Gene Ontology annotation, molecular function: DNA-binding transcription factor activity, RNA polymerase II-specific; RNA polymerase II cis-regulatory region sequence-specific DNA binding. The record is from RefSeq and is a predicted model, not a curated record. Bases 1 to 1803 code for a protein of 600 amino acids. Gene Ontology annotation, biological process: regulation of transcription by RNA polymerase II. Lineage: Eukaryota; Metazoa; Chordata; Mammalia; Dasyuromorphia; Dasyuridae. The transcript has 17 exons.